This is a messenger RNA of Zerene cesonia (dogface butterfly), 2471 nucleotides long. It is a transcript of the gene Tango10, whose product is annotated as BTB/POZ domain-containing protein 17. Lineage: Eukaryota; Metazoa; Arthropoda; Insecta; Lepidoptera; Pieridae. Bases 143 to 1747 code for a protein of 534 amino acids. The transcript is spliced from 15 exons. Gene Ontology annotation, molecular function: protein binding. The record is from RefSeq and is a predicted model, not a curated record.
AAGUCGGACUGAUGUCAAAACUCAAACAGUCAAGCGAAUAUUAUUUUGGUUUCAAAUCUGUGAUGUUUUAUUAGGGUGGGACCCUUUAUUCGUUUCCUUUUUAUAAUUGUUAAUAUGCUAUAAAAUCAAGGUUUUGGUCAUCAUGAGUUACUUAACAGUCGAUGGUCCGAAACCAUCUACAAGCUCGGAUAAAAAUUUGGAUGAGGCUGACAAUGAAGACCUCGAGGUGGAUAAUUCAAAAAGUGUGUUGCAUAAGAUAGCAAACCUGUACGCUGAGCAAUUGAUGAGUGAUUUAGUAUUAGAAGUGGGGGGAGUUGGCUAUCCAGCACAUAGAUUGAUACUAUGUGCCAGCAGUGAGGUGUUUCAGGUGAUGUUAAUGAACAGAGAAUGGAGCGAGUGGCGCGAGAGUCGGAUAGUGUUACAAGAAACACCCACUGCUGCAUCAGUCUUCCCACAUUUUCUUAAGUACUUUUAUACAGGACAAAUAAAAAUUUCAUAUCAGACAGUGUUACCAGUUUUAUCGCUAGCUGAUAAAUACAAUGUUAAGGAUUUGGUCUCGCUGUGUUUGGAUUAUAUGUCCCAACAUAUAGCACUGGCAGCUAAACGCGGUCAGCUCAUAGCGUGGAUGCAGUAUACUAUGGCGUGCGGCCAUAAUAGUGUAGCUAAGGAAUGCCAGAACUUCGUGAAGUGGAACAUGGAGUGGGUGUGGUCCGGCGCCGAGCUGGCGGAGCUGGAGGACGACACGCUGCUGCUGAUGCUGCAGCAGAGCGACCUGGUGCUGCACAACGAGAUGACCCUGUUCCGGUUCGUUGUGAAAUGGUUGGACAAGCAGAAGGAGAGGCUGAACUCCAGCGAGGCGAGUGAGAGUGAUUGCAAGAUGCACUGGGACUCUCUGGUCACCGCUGUGUUCUCUCAUGUUCGGUUUCCAAUGAUGUGUCCAAACCAAUUGGCGAAACUCCUCCUGUGUCCUCUCACCCAGGAGCAUAAAGAAUUCUUCAUGGAGCGGAUGGCUAUUGCUAUGAGCUAUCAGUCUGGCCAAACGGAGCGUAUAUCCGAGAUCCAGCAAACGGAGACCGGCCGGAUGCUGUUCACGCCCCGCCUCUACACCGAAGACAUAUGGGGUUCGAUUCUCGGCGUGGACUAUUUCCACUCGCUGCCCAGCUAUCACACGAGAACGUUCAUAUUUUCGACCAGACCGAGCGUAGCAGACUGCGGCAGCGACAGGCUCAACGAGUGGACGGUGGACCUGCACCCCAAGGGGGUUUGGUUCAAGAAGAGCAUGUUGAUCGUGUGGUCCGGGACUUAUGAUGUGCCAGAAGUGGUGCUGCGAACGGUGCGCAUCUCCAUCACGUGCCAGAGCUGCUCCCAACAGACCGACGAGUACGACGAGUCGUAUGAACCCGAUGUUAGAGUGAAGAUCGGCAUCCUCGUGUGGGGGGUGCAGAAUGGCGUAGAGCACGUGGCGUCCGUCGUCGAGAGGGUGCACCGGUUUUCCGCACAGAACAGGGUGUUGAACAUAGAUGGCGCUCUGGAUUUCGACGAGUUGAACACUCCGCUGUACACGCCCGCAGCUAACUCGCCGCCGUGGAAAGUUAACGGCCGCUGCGCCAAGUGUACCGACAACUGCGAGCUGCCCGAGCCGAAACAUCUGUUGGGACCAAAUCGAGACCAGCUGCGGAUACAAGUUGUAAUCGUCCCGCUGACGGACUUCUGCCACGUGACCGCGCACGACGGCUCGCGCGGAUGACCGCGUCGCUCCAUCUCGCUCGCACGCGCGGCGUGCGACAGAGACGGCGAUACUGACCAACAUACAUAGUGCGAUACUGUGACAUUCGUUCUGUAAACGCUUACGUAUCUGAGGCAUACAGAUGUUUAAUACUUGGAAGCUAUUGAUUGAUGUUUGUUUGACGAUUUUAAAUUUAUUUAUUGGAUUGUGAAGAAAAUGCAAAAAGAUUCGUAUGGAACAUGCUUGAUAUAUUUGACGUGGAAUUACCCGUUCCUCUGGGAUAUGACGAGGUUGACGAUCGAUUUAAUUUGUAUUUAGUACAGAUGUAACAAAAUUGUACUCUUGAGAUUUGUCUUAAGAGUUAUUUAAUAGUUUUGAUAUUAAAGACAUGCAAUGUGACUAAGUUUCGAGGUGGUCUAUUAAAAAUAUGUUUUCUUGUAUGUUCCAAACGUCAGUAUUAUAAUUCUGUGCGGAAAGAAACGAGACAUUUUAUCGAUUAUUGAAUAGGUAAGGUGCAAGUCUUUAAUAUCAAAAUGGUAUUAGACCUUAAAAUUUAAAAUGAAUCAUUUCUAAUUAAGUUCUAGAGCAAGCAAUAGAUUAAUUUGGCAACUUAAUUGUUUUUAGUUAAACAAAAUCUUUUAUUUAUUAUAAUUACUGUGAUCUAACAAUGGUUAGAUAUGAGAAUGUGCAAUAAGAUCAUAAAAUUGUCGUUAUUUAGUUUUUCUAUUAAAGAAUUUAUAAAAUA